This is a messenger RNA of Hippocampus zosterae (dwarf seahorse), 1051 nucleotides long. RefSeq lists its product as uncharacterized. Lineage: Eukaryota; Metazoa; Chordata; Actinopteri; Syngnathiformes; Syngnathidae. The transcript is spliced from 3 exons. The record is from RefSeq and is a predicted model, not a curated record. Bases 266 to 895 code for a protein of 209 amino acids.
GUUCGUCGUCUAUGGUGAUUUGGGGUGAAUGAUGGUUCAGGUGGAGGGUCUUUGUCUUUUUGGUGUUGACGGAGAGGCCAAAGGUCCUGUACGCCGCGGCGAAGCAGUCCGCGAUGAGCUGGAGGCCCCCGGAGGAGUUGGAGACCGCAGCAUUGUCAUCAGCGUACUGGAGUUCGCUGACGGUCGUGACCAUGGUCCCCCGCUUGCUCCUCAAACGGCUGAGGUUGAAGAGCGACCCUUCAGUUUGGUAGCGUAGAUUGAUUCCAUGCUCCUGGACAGGGGUGACGUGGUGGAUGAGCGCUGCGAUGUAGAGGCAGAACAACGUCGGCGCUAUCGUGCAGCCCUGUUUGACACCGGUCCGAACCGGGAAUGGGGGAGUCAUUUCGCCCUGAGUCAGGACGCAACCCUUCAUGCCGUCGUGAAACAUCCGGAUGAGGGAUAUGAAUUUGGGGGGGCAGCCUUGACGUUCCAGCACUUUCCAGAGUGCUGCUCGGGGCACAGAAUCAAACGCUUUGGCCAGAUCAUAAAAGAUGGCGUGGAACUCCCUCCGCUGCUCCCGGCACUUCUCCAGGAGCUGUCUGGCGCAGAACACCAUGUCCGUGGUUCCCCUGCCUGGACGGAAGCCCGCCUGGGACUCCGGAAAAACCCGCUCAGCGAGACAGUUUCCACAGUCGAGUUUGUCGCCCUUCUUGAAUAUUGUGACGAUGACGGAGUCCUUCAGUUCUCCAGGCACCGUCUCCUCGACCCAGCAUUGAAGGAUGAAGGUGUGGAGGCGGGGCUGCGGAGAUCUCCCGGAGAGUCGGCAGCUCCGUCAUCCAGUGUUGCACGGGGAGCUGGGGGACAGGAUCGAGGAAGCCGUCUGCUGCGCAUGUCGGACGGUUCAGGAGCUCCAUGAAAUGCUCCUUCCAUCGCUGGUGAGUAUCCUCCUUUUCCUGCAGGAUUGUGCCGUCCUUUGCCUUCACAGCCAUUGGAGGACUGUGAGCCGGACCGAUGAUCUUCCUCGUUGCUUCGAAGAAGGAUCUGAUAUCGUGACGGUCAGCGAAACUCUGCA